GUCAGCUUGGGUGGUAGGCGUGUCCUGUCUGCCAGGUAAGCUACACGAUCACGUCUGCCUAUGCUCUGGCGUACGCAUACGCGGAACCCGAGUGAUGGGUACAAGUGCGUAUCUCAGCCUGAACAGCCUUGAACGUGCUGCGUGGCAUGAUCAGCAGAGAGACCUACACCUGUGUUCGCUUGUUAGCUUAUUUGGAAUAAGGACAUCCGCUCCGCCCCAAGGAUCACAUUUCCAGAUGUACGUGUACACACGGCGACGGCUGGCGCCAACUCUGCCUUGGUGCUAUGCUAUGUAGAUCUAGUAUCCAUCCGCUGGACACGCCGACCUUUUAGAGAUGCAGCCCCUGUAGCUGAAGUCCAUCGAACCCAGCACGAGGAACAUGCAAUACUCCGCAUUCUCUCGAUCUACAGUCCGCGGACUCCAUCGGCCUGUGCUCCAGGGUGCAGUGACCUUGACAACUGACUCCAUUCAAGUGGUAAAUCGUCCAAGCCCCGACUGGAGUCUGCAUCAUUUCCGGCCAUCGCAUUCCAUUCCUGAACAUGCAAAUGUGACUACCUACCCAGCGAACCCAAGCUCUAUCGUUCAGGGCGCCUACGGAUGGACUCCUGUGCGGCGGGCUCCGGAAAGUCAUCUGCGACCAAGUUAUCUCCCACUUCCUUGCAUGUCAAUAGCGACACCGCGACCUCACAGUGUCAUCCCUUUCGAACCUUCCAAGCCCCUUCGAGUCGGGGGCGCUCAGAACGUCCUAUGUUGGUUCGGCUCACCUUGCGCCGUUUCACUCACCAACACAUCACCCUCCGGCAUCAAGCAGCAUCUUCUCCAGUUCCAUACUGCAGACAUCGACAUGCCAGGGUCGGGCGCGUACGCGCUGCCAGUGGUGGAUGUCCAACGGCGCGUGCGGGAAGGAGGUGUAUUGCGACAUGCUCCCCAAGCAUGUAGCAGUCGUGCAUCUCAAAAGUUCUGGCGUCGCAUGUCCGCGUUGCGAGCGCACGCUGUCGAGGGCGGACUCGCUGGCGCGACAUCUGGCGCUCUAUUGUCGUGGUUCGCAAUUGUAGCAAGUACUUGUGUCUUCUCUCUUCGAUCAUACCUGCCUAAUUGUAUUCGAUUGCGACCCAUUGGACACACUCUGUUUGAUUUCUUCUUCGACUCGCAGGUACGCUUGAACCAUACUAUCCAUCGCUUCACGCUCGUGACCCGGGCCUCUUGCUACAUGACAUUUCACCCUCGUGAUUGGGAAUUGGACAUCAGGUCAACUACGAACAUCGAUCGUCGUUGUAAGAGAUUUCAACUACAGUGAACGUCUGAGUCCAUGGUCUCCACCCUUUGAGAAGUCCGUACAGUCCGUCACCAAAGUCCUGUGCAUGACAUUGCACGAGCGCUUAGUCCACGACCAGAGACACGUUCUUGAACUCCAACAAGACCCAAGGUCCAGCCUAGAC
Fomitopsis serialis is the source of this 1439-nucleotide messenger RNA. RefSeq lists its product as uncharacterized. The transcript has 4 exons. Bases 380 to 1297 code for a protein of 305 amino acids. The record is from RefSeq and is a predicted model, not a curated record. NCBI's taxonomy places the organism in Eukaryota, Fungi, Basidiomycota, Agaricomycetes, Polyporales, Fomitopsidaceae.